Molecule: messenger RNA, 1137 nt
Organism: Didymodactylos carnosus
Lineage: Eukaryota; Metazoa; Rotifera; Eurotatoria; Philodinida; Philodinidae
Source: the annotation of a GenBank genome assembly
AUGUCGAUCACUACCUAUUCAACUCCAUUACGUUUAGGCCCAUUAGUUUUGAAAAAUCGUGUUAUAAUGUCAUCAUUAACACGUGAUCGUAAUAUCAUUCCUGCACAAUUACAAGUUGAGUAUUAUACACAACGAGCGGGUGCUGGUUUAAUUCUCACGGAGGGUACAUUAGUCAGCCCACAAGGCACAGAAUGGUCUAAUGCACCAGGUAUCUACAAUGACGAACAAAUGAAAGGUUGGAAAGCCAUUGUCGAUUCCGUGCAUGCUCAUAAUGGUCUCAUCUUCCUCCAGUUGUGGCAUGUUGGGCGUGUAGCUCAUCCUCUCCUUCAACAUGGUGAACCCAAUGUGGGCCCAUCAUCAAUCGCAGCUAAAGGUGGUAAAUUUCGUCAAUUGGAAGGACAUCCCGGCCAUGUACAACCAAAAGAAAUUGAUGAUCCCGAGUAUUACAUUGAUCUGUAUCGACGUGCAGCUGAACAAGCAAAACAAUGUGGUUUUGAUGGUGUUGAAUUGCAUAAUGCGAACGGUUAUUUACCUCAUCAAUUUCUAGAUAAUACAUCGAAUCAUCGUCAAGACAGUUGGGGUGGUUCAGUCGAAAAUCGUUGUCGAUUCACUCUUCGUAUUAUAGAUGAAUGCAUUAAAGUAUAUGGGAAUGAUCGUGUUGGUAUUAAAUUGGGUCCUAGUGGUGGCUAUAAUGAUAUGGGUAUGUCAGAAGAAGACAGUAUUGAAACCUUUUCAUAUUUGGUGAAAGAAUUGAAUAAACGAAAAAUUGCCUAUAUACAAUUAACACGGCAUUGGGAACAUCUUGAUUCGGUUACUCCUGGCAAAAACAUCGAUAUUUUUCAAUUCAAAAAAUUUAUUAAUUCGGAGCAUACCAAAUUUUUCGUUAAUACAAAUUAUGAUGGCAAAGAAGGUGCACAAGUUUUGCAAGAUGGUCAGGCGGAUGCGGUUGUUUUCGGUCGACUAUAUAUUGGUAAUCCAGAUUUGGCACAACGAUUAAUUAACAAAAAUUGUAUUAAUACAAAUUUAGAUAUAAAAAAGUUUUAUGGUGGAGGCAAAGAAGGUUAUACAGAUUAUCCAACAUACGAAGAAUAUUUAAAAUUGCAGGAACAAUUUGGCGUUUGUCCCAUUCGUGCAUGA